AUGUAUUUCCAUACCUCCCACCAUGACCCUCUCCAGCAGGGACACAAUGCUCUGCUCCUGGACUCUCUCCUUACUUUAAGAUUGCCGGCACCUGUGUUGAACAGGUUACUGGAUAAGAGUCUUGCAGCACAGGUGCCGGCAGUCAUAAAGGAAGCUGGAAGUCCAGGAGCAGAGCAUUCUGUCCCACCUGGAGAGGGUCAUGUUGGGAGCUGCUACAGUGACACACUCUGCGUAAUAGAGGACACCGCUAGAUCACAUGUUAUAUUUACUCUCACACUGUAUGUAGGAGCUGCGGUCAGACCGGCGGUCACAGUCACACCCAACUGGAGCAAUAUAUUCCUAUAUGAGUCCGUGACUCUAACAUGUAAUACGGGAUCCACUGUCCAUGAGAACCAGACAUAUUACUGGUAUAGAGACAAUAGAAAGAUAUCUAUACAUCAGCAGAGAUUCACCAUCCAAUCUGCCGGGGAUGAUGACCGCGGCGACUACCAGUGCAGGACCAGAACAAGCCAAAAAAGCGAUCCGGUGGGACUACGUGUAUUUAACAACAUGCUUAUCCUGCAAAGACCCCCCAUGGUUUAUGAUGGGGAUCCCCUGACUCUGCGGUGUCACAGUUUUCACGGGUACAAUGCCACCAACACAACAUUUUACAGGAACAACACCGUUCUACAGUUCUCGGUCAACCAUACUGAGUUACAUUUUACCAAAGUAGAUUUGCAUGAGACGGGCCCGGGGACGUACAGAUGCACCAAGCUAAUAUACCACCAUGGGAAAUAUCAGGCUUACUCUGCGGAGACAUGGGUUUCUGUGCAAGCACAGAGGAGGUUUAUUAAUAGACUUAGAAAUACAGAAGGUUUAGUGGAGCUGAAAGGUGACGAUGAUGUUUGGAAGGUGCAGGGCUUCCUGUUACAGCUGUAA
Molecule: messenger RNA, 918 nt
Organism: Pseudophryne corroboree (corroboree frog)
Lineage: Eukaryota; Metazoa; Chordata; Amphibia; Anura; Myobatrachidae
Product: low affinity immunoglobulin gamma Fc region receptor III-B-like
Exons: 5
Coding region: 1-918 (305 amino acids)
Biological process (GO): cell surface receptor signaling pathway
Cellular component (GO): plasma membrane
Molecular function (GO): transmembrane signaling receptor activity
Source: RefSeq, a predicted model, not a curated record